UCAAAUCAUCCCAUGCAUGUUUAUUUUCAAAAUUUUACCACAUUUCUUUUAUCUUUUAUGUCUUUAUUCAAAUAAAACCCUUAGGUUUAAUUCCAACUUUUAAUUUAUAAUGGCAAAACUUUAUCUACUCCUUUCUACAACAUUAUUAUUAUUAAUUUUUAACCCGGCGGAAAGUGCUUUACAAGAUUAUAUAAACGGAAUUACAAGCUAUUUGGGAUUUAACAGAGAAAAUGAUAGUACGGAAGUUCAUUCCGUGGAAUAUAUGCAACAAAUACCUUACGAAGUAUCUGCGUUAGACGAAAAAUUCAUUCAGGAAGCAGUUAAAUUGACUGGAGUGGCCAUUUCCGAACUUGACUCAUGCCAGCAUCGAGUUGUACUAAAGCUAAAGAGUGACUGCAAUAAAAUGAAUGACGAGCAACUUGCAAAAAUGGCUGUUCACCUUUUAAAUUGCCAGUCACAUGUUGAAGGGCGCAAAGUUUACCCUUGCUCUGACGAAAUGAGCAUUAAAGAGUGUACUAUGCACAUGGACUCUGAUACUUGGACAAGCUACCAUUUAAUGAGCAAUAGGGCAAGGGCAGUAUGUUAUAUGGUAAGACAAACUCAGUUCCGAGGUUUAGCAGAGCACACUGUAAAUCGUUUAAUGGAAGCCUCAAAAGAUCAGCUUAUAUCUCUAGGAAGGAUUGCACAAAAUCAAGAAAACAUAUUAAAUCUAGCAGAAGAUACUUAUGAUUCUUUAUCAAGAGCGCAAGUCCAUCUUGCACAACAACAAAAAGACAUGCAACAAGCCCAGCUUCAUGGACAACUCGCGUUAGAGGAUAACAUAAUGCGAUUGGUUGAUGAAAAACGUCUUAUUCAUGAAACCCAUGAUAAACUGCUAGAAAUGACGAAAGAGCUUCACUUUAAAUUGGAAAACUCUGCGCAAUUAAUUGCAGAACAGAGCCAAGAAAGUAAAGUUAACCAUAAAGAGUUGCUUGAUGAUAUUCUAACUAUACAGAGCAAAGCAAAUGAGUUAUUUGAUAAAAUCGAUAUAUAUUCAGAGAUUUUAUUAAAACAGAAUCAAGAAUUUAGAAGUCAGUAUGAAGCGACAAUAAAAAAUCUGCAAGAAGUGAACGAGACUGUUCACAAUCUUGUAAAUUUAGUGGGAGGAACAAGACAGGCUCUAGAAGAACGGCUUUCUUGGUUGAUGACUGCACUAGGAGGUACAGAUGAAGCGGUAGUGCGUCUCUCUUUGGUGUUCUCGCAUGUGGGCUUAAUGUUAAUAGCGAUGUUGGCUUCAGCGUUUGUAUCAGCUAGAGCGAGCACUAGAUUAGCUAUAAUCACUUUACCACCAAUGAAUUUGGCCAUGGCAUUAUAUGGGCAUGAAUACUUGGACUAUUUAAAUUUAAUUUUUGUUGUGGGCGGAUUUAUAGCAGCUCAAACUUUAAUUAUCUGGGCGAUGAACUUGCGCAAAACGAUCCCUCAGGCAAUCGCUUGGUCGAAAGACAAACUAACUCCAACAAAAUCAACCAGUUCGUCACUAUCAAACAACAAUUCUCUUUACCGCGAAAUAAGAACCACAAAAACCAACUUACACACAUCAGAACAUCGCCCAGAGGAACAACAAGAAGAAGAGGAUACAUUCCAGUUUAACGAUGACUUCCGAUCACUGACUCCACCUAUAUCGAGAAACGGUUAUUAUUCAGGUAUAAGAUCUCGGUCGAGGAGUAAUACACCGUUGCUCUUAAAUGGUUCGGGUCGAAGUCAGGCUUGCGGUGCCAAAACUAGAGCCGGUACUCCUUGUAAGUUAAGUUCCUUGCCUGGCAGAAGUUAUUGCUAUAGGCAUCAAAGCGGAGAUUCUGUUAUGGGUUAAGCUAUGUUUGACUAUAGAGAGUACUGGGCUGUUAUUAUGACAAAUUUAGGUUUUAAAUUAAUUGGAUUGAUAUUGCAAGAUAAUUUGCGAUGAUGCUAACUUAAGUAUGUAGAUUUCAAACGUUCGGAAAAUUUCAGAUAAGUUGGAUGCUUAAUGUAUACUACUGUUAAUUAAAUAAAACUAUAUAUGUAGAAAAAAGUUAAAAACAUAGAUACGGUGAAAUGGGGUGAAUAGAAACAGUUUCGGACCUUUUCUACUCUGUUGCUAACAUGGUAGUCACCUUUUUGACAACAAAAAAUACGGAAUCUACAGGUCUCGACUUGUAGAUCAAAAAGCGCAUAAUAGAUUUUUUUUAGAGGUUUUUCCACAAAAAAAAUAAAAACGCUAUUCUUCUAUUCACCCUUAAUGUGGGGUGAAUAGAAACACCCAUUUAAAUUGGUCAAAUUUGCUAUUCUACCCACACGAGGUCGAAUAGGAACACUCGAAAAAAAUUUUAAAUUGAUAAAAAAAAUAUAAAUACACAAAAAAACUGACAAAAACACCAAUUUUACAAAAAAAAAACAUUUAUUUCUAUAGAAAUGUAACAAGUUUAAACAUAUUAUUUAAAUUAAACAACUUUGAUGCCAGUUAAAUUUUAAAAUGUCUCUUCUUGACGUAGAUGCUUCUAUCUCGUCAUGAACUGGGAAAACCUCUCCAACAACCUGGCUAAAAUGAAAGGUGCAAACAUCCGGAACUUCUGGAAAUCCAUAAAUAUAUCCUGACGAGUGUUUGGUGGGGCGACUUCUUAAGAAAGUGGCUUCAAUGUCAUUUUCUGUAAUAUUAGUUACUUGUCCGAUAAAAUAUUUAUUUCUUUGUCUAUUUCGAUAUUUUGUUGGAAAACACACCAGAAGCCAAGUUCCUUUAUCUAUUAAAUCAAGCGAAAUAGGAGAAACACAUCGGAACAAUUUACCAUCAAAGCAGACUGAUGCUGAUGAAUUAUUUAUAUCCAACUUAUUCUCAGACUUAUCAGUGAAACUUGGUAGUGAAGUGGCCAUUUCUGAGUCUGCAUCUAAAGAAUGAUCUUGAUCUUUUUCCAUUUCAGAGUCUUCACUUGAAGAAUCUUGAGCUUUUGCCAUUAUUGGCAUGAAAUUACUAAGGGGCAAAUUCAUUUUCGGGUCUGAAUCUUCAUCUAAGGUUUCCAUACGUCUUUCCAAAUAAUUAUCCCCUUGAUCGCCUUUAUCUAACGGCUAUGGCCUAGUUGUAUUUUCGCAAUUGUUUAAUCAUGAUAUCUAUAGAUAUAGUAUUUAUACGCCCAACUGUCAAGAAAACUCGAUUUUGAGGAAAUGGCGCUUGAUUCCUUGUUCGUUAACAGUAUCCAUUUGUCCCUAUCCACUAAAUGGGUGAAAAAUAUUUCAGCACGAAAAUAUACCUGAAAGAACUGUAAUAUGCGUUAAACAUCCAUAAAACUUCAAGAUCAACUUCUGUAUGACAGUACCAAAGCAUCACCGCAAAUUUGUUUGUGACAUCGAUUCAUUUUAAUCACAGGACGUCGUUAUUUGAAAACCAUUCAAGUUCGUGAGCCCUUGAAACCCAAGGGUCAAUGAAUGUUUUCAAAUAACGAUAUCCCAGUAGUUUUGAUUAAUCUAUAUUAGUAUAGGUUGGUGUAAAUAUUAAUUUAUUUUUUUAGCCAUUUGAUUUUUUUAUUCCUAUUCUUAUUAUUUAAGUUAUUUUAGGUUUACUUAGCGGUUCAUCCUUUUUUUAGUCGAUAAGCAUCACUUAUUAAGACACUAUAUUGAAUAUACGUGAAAACUACAAUUUUAUACUUUUUAAGGCAUGUUGUAUAUUAAACUAAUAAUUAUUUAAAAAAAAAA
Anthonomus grandis grandis is the source of this 3699-nucleotide messenger RNA. Its product is annotated as protein brambleberry-like. Bases 110 to 1849 code for a protein of 579 amino acids. Lineage: Eukaryota; Metazoa; Arthropoda; Insecta; Coleoptera; Curculionidae. The record is from RefSeq and is a predicted model, not a curated record. The transcript is spliced from 7 exons.